CCACUGCUAGUCGUCGACGUCAUCUCUCUGUAUAAAUCAGACGAACGAGUUGUUUUUGUUAGACAGCAUUGCGGUAGAUAUUUUCUGACGUGGAGGAUCUUAUCCAUCCAAACCUUUUCAAAUGGGCCCCGUCGCCUAGCGUUUUCUCCCCGAAGCCUCCGACUGAAUUGAGUAGGGUGCUCUAAUAACAUCUGCAAGAGCGGCAGAAGAAGGGUUUCCAUCUAAGUCACUAUUGACACGAGUCUGUAAAAUGGCAGCCAUCCCAUCUAGUGGUUCCCUUGUUGCUACUCACGACUACUACAGAAGGCGCAUUGGCUCUACGUCCAGUAGCAGCUCAUGUGGCAGUUCAGAGUACAGUGGGGAGGUUAUUCCACAUCACCCAGGUCUGCCCAAACAGGAUUCUGGUCAUUGGUGGUCCAGUUUCUUCUUUGGGAAGCAGAACCAGCCUGGGAUGGGAACUCUUACUGAGGAGGCUCAGCAGAAGUCAGGGGGGGUGAGUGUGACCAAUGGGCAGGUGACAUGUAUCGCUCGGGAGAUGGUGAUGAGGCAAGCGAGUGAAAGUAGCGAUGGAGGCAAGUCGGAGGCGGGGAGUUCUCCUCAUUCCUGAAUCGGACACCAGAUCAGGAAACCAACGCUAGGGGACGGAAUCGGCUCCCCUUUUCUUUUCCUCUUAAUUUCCCAUCCAUAUGGGCUGUUUUAGUAUAUAUAUUAUAUAACACUUUUUUUUUUUCAUUUUUUGUAUGCAUUGUUUUAUAAAUAUAUAUCAUGUAAUAAAUGAAAGAGCUGAAACUUGCAAAAAAAAACAUUUGUACAUUUUUACACAUCUCUAACACUGAUGACCUGUUUUUGUUACUUGUUGUUGUCUUAUCCUGUGUUUUUCAACACAAUAAAUGGUCUUAAACAGCCCA
Molecule: messenger RNA, 908 nt
Organism: Carassius gibelio (silver crucian carp)
Lineage: Eukaryota; Metazoa; Chordata; Actinopteri; Cypriniformes; Cyprinidae
Product: pancreatic progenitor cell differentiation and proliferation factor B
Exons: 5
Coding region: 251-607 (118 amino acids)
Biological process (GO): cell differentiation; multicellular organism development
Source: RefSeq, a predicted model, not a curated record